CCAACUUGAGUAUCAACCAGCCAUUUCAAGUCACGAAAAUCAUCUAUGCCAAAAAUAAGUGGAAUGGCAUUUCACCGUCAAACCCCAAGUCCACAGGCGCCGGGAUAAUAUCCUUGUAGUUUGUCACCUCCACCCCUACACUCAUGCAAACUCAAUACAGAUGGGUUGGUAAAUCUUACUACAGGGGCACCUUCAACAGGAGGGUAAUUCGGGAUCAUAGGGAUCAAUGGCUCUGUGUUUUUCACCGCACCAUGCAUGCUCCUUCGAGUUUGAUGGCGAAACUAUGGGCUAUUAGGGAUGCCCUGAGUUAUGCACACAUGGAAAACGAUGGCAGCAGGUUUUGGGUGGCGGUCCAGGAUGAUGGUGGUGGUGACAUGCGGAUCUAUGGUGGGUUUUGGGCGGCGUCAUGGUUUCGGCAGCAAGUUUCAGCAGUUAGGAGUACAGCGGUGGAGGAGCUUUGGUGGCAGCUCACGGUCGUCCGGAGCUCGGUUUGUUUCGGUGGAGGGCGCGAGCGUGCAUCGCCGUUUUUCGGCUUUGGUGGCUGCUGAUGGUGAUGGCUUGUGAUUGUGGGUUCUUGGAUGGCGGUGGGUUGCGGAGGCGGCGGUGGUGGUCUGGUGUCAUGGUUGAAGCUGUUUGAUUUAGGGUUUUAGGUGUUUGGUUGGGCCGCUGUUUUG
Molecule: messenger RNA, 674 nt
Organism: Rhododendron vialii
Lineage: Eukaryota; Viridiplantae; Streptophyta; Magnoliopsida; Ericales; Ericaceae
Exons: 2
Coding region: 144-548 (134 amino acids)
Source: RefSeq, a predicted model, not a curated record